Molecule: messenger RNA, 1244 nt
Organism: Spodoptera frugiperda (fall armyworm)
Lineage: Eukaryota; Metazoa; Arthropoda; Insecta; Lepidoptera; Noctuidae
Exons: 8
Coding region: 497-1228 (243 amino acids)
Source: RefSeq, a predicted model, not a curated record
AAUAAAACAUUGUUGUAGAUUCAUGACAAAUGUAAUGUUUUAUUGGUCACGUUGUAGCUGUAAACCUAUCUUAGUAUACCUAGUCCGGGUCUAAUCAUUACUUUCAAAUGUCUUGUGGUACACAGAACACAAACUUUAAGACAUACAUAGACGUAUUUGUUCAGUAACGAUAUUAAUUAGUACAUAGAAAAGGAUCAAUGGUUGUAUCUCUUUGGAUUUCGAAAAAGGAUAAUUUAUGCAUACAACUGUUUAGUAUUUAGUUAAAAUUGUGCAAGGAUUAGUGUAAACUGCAAAGGUUUUUACAUGUUUCAGCCACUAAGCACCAAGACUAUAACGAACCAACAUUGUUUACACAGCUUGCUCUACGAAUAACAAAUAACAAAGGACUCACAUAGCACACUGCAAGGAGUUUAGUUAUUCUCUAUUACUUGGUUAAAGAUAUUGUUGUGAUAAUAUUAACUACGGGUUUAAAAUAUUAUUGUCUGUUUGCUGUACAAUGGGAUUUUCAACGUUCGUGUUGACCAUAUUCUUGGUCGUCAUGACUAGUGGAUUUAAUUAUGGCCACUUCUUUUUAGCUGGCUUUCCAGGAUGGCCCACAGGAGACAGUCCGUUUACUGGAUACCAAUCACCAAUGCUGACUUCAUUACGCUUUGGUCCAAUAUCAAUGCCCACACCUGGGAUUCCAAAGUUCCCCACGAUCCCAGCACCAACGUUCCUAUAUCCUUUCCCAACUAUACCAACAUUCCAAUCUAUACAAGACAUGAUCAAAACAAUGCCUAACAAGGGCGGCUCUUACUCUGGUGUGGUAGUGAGCACACAGACAGAGUCGAAAAUGAAAGACGAUGGUACUUUGGUCAAAAAGGGAGGGUCUACUAUUCUGAUCAACGACGACGGGAAAGUUACGGUGCAUACCACUGGAGACAACCCACCAGACAUAAGCGAUAAAGCAGCGUUUAAGCCAAUUCCACCAUUUAAGUUCAAGAGCAUGUACGACAGUUUUGACAAAUUCAAAAAUUACGACGAGUACCAUAAUUAUCCCAACGUGAAGCCGAUUGACUUUGAUUCGAUCAAGACCCAUCAGCCGGGACCCGGGGAGACCUUCCAAGCUCACGCCAUCACCAGCAACAGAUACUCGUCCAAUAUAAAUGGCCAGGUAUCACAAGGAGGCCACAUAGCCACAAUACAGAAUAACAACGGAGAAAUAAAAGAAGAAAGUUAUACUUUUUAAAACAAGAAAAAAAAAU